Molecule: messenger RNA, 798 nt
Organism: Camelina sativa (false flax)
Lineage: Eukaryota; Viridiplantae; Streptophyta; Magnoliopsida; Brassicales; Brassicaceae
Source: RefSeq, a predicted model, not a curated record
AUGGUGGAAUGGCGAGGUCAAAAUCCUGCUCCGGCUUCAAUGAUGAUCAUAUCCAAUCAGGUGCACACUGUCUUCGCUUGGGAUCUGGCCCGGCUACAACAACGAACGCUAUACAACCUUUUUCUGGUUUAUUCAAUCGAGUAUGGGUUUUUGACAUUCCUGAGUACUUGUAGAGAGUGGUUUUGGGAAAAAUUACUAUGGUACGCGGAUGGUGAGAACAGAAGCCCAACACUUGUUCAGGAGAAGUGCAGUGACACGGGCGAGUUAUCAUCUGUCACGCUUUACUGCAAAUCUUGCAACUUCGAUUCCCAAAGCCCUCAAAAUUUCAGGAAGCAUCUCUCGAGUUAUAAGCAUAAACGAGAAGAGGCUAUAGACCCUACGGAGACAGUAGUUGACUGUGUAACAGAGGAGUGGGCAAGGGACUACCCGGCGACGCCUGAAUACGCGACAGCUCAAAUAGCGGUGUGGUGGAACUUGUUUCAAUGUCCGAUCCCCAAGGGAUAUGAUGCUCGUCGGGUCCAGCCGAGUUUAGAAGCGGCAUUCAAGAAUCUUGGCUACUCUGGUCCUGUCUCCAUCACUGCCUUUGGCGACCUAAACCGUAUCCCUGAUCACCUCCUGCGAGGGCUCUCUUCCACUGGAAUCAAUGUUGUGCAUUCCUGUUACGCUAACACAUGCACUGUAAUUUAUGAAGAUAUCGAGAUUUGGGUAGAUUCUAAUCCUCCUCCGGCUACUAUAAUGGUCAUAACGGAUACUUUGGAACCAGUCGAUUCAAUUUCUUUUUCUGGCUUAUUCAUGUAG